Molecule: messenger RNA, 1527 nt
Organism: Parnassius mnemosyne (clouded apollo)
Lineage: Eukaryota; Metazoa; Arthropoda; Insecta; Lepidoptera; Papilionidae
Source: the annotation of a GenBank genome assembly
AUGUGGCGUGUGGCGGUAAUAAGCCUCCUAACAGUCAGUCGAGUGCACUGUCGCUCUAAUCGGGUCAUCGAUGUGUCGACGACAUGUGACAAGAACUCCAUGGCUGUGCACAUCACGAUGGAACAACCCUUCAAAGGUCUCGUGUUCAGCAAAGAUUUCUCCAGAGAAUGUCGAGUGCAAGGAAAGCUGCAACAGAAUGUUUCUCUGCACUUACCUUCAAACGCGUGUGGUGUUCGGACGUCCACUCUUAACUCGUCAGUAGAAGAACCGAACGAUACUGACGAUUUGUACUAUAGCGUUGAGCUCGUCGUGCAAAUGGAUCGUCAACUGCAGCAAUUAACUGAUCAAGAACUAAUGGUAAGGUGCAAAUUGCAACCACGCGCGGUCCGUAUUCACAGCUCGGCUCUGGAAGGUGUUAUCAAGACAAAAUUACGUGAACUAUCCGGACAAGAGGUUAAGAAAGUUAGGACGGGUCGCAAUCGGCAGGGCUUCGCGAGCGCAGCGGAGCUGGAGCGGGAGACGCUGCUGCAGGCUGCGCGCGCCUGGAUGCAGCUAGCGCCCGCCACGCGCGGUACCGGAGCCGAGCCCGCCGCUGUCGAGGUGGGUCAGCCCACGCGUCUCCUCGUGCAGUGCACGCUGCCUGUCGGCGUUGGUCUUCGCAUAACAAACUGCAUCGCCCACGACGGCCUUGGUGAAGCAUCGCAGAAACUUCUAGACGAAGCCGGCUGCCCUAUCGACGAAUCUAUCUUCGGCAGGCCUACAAUACAUGAACACAAGCACCGCGGCGAGGUAGAUAUCUCCGAAUUGACGUCGGCCGAUCCUCAGCGGAACAUCGAUGAAACAACGAGCAUGAAGCUGUCGAGGGACGAUCCCGACUAUAUGUUCAAGAACAUCAUGACGUACCAACAUGCCGUGGUCACCUUCUCUGCCUUCAAGUUCCCCGAUAGAGCAAAGUUGCAUCUGACCUGUGGUGUCGAGCUGUGUAAAGGCAAUUGUCCGAAAAUCGAUUGUCAAGCGUUGAGAAAACCGCAGCAGACAAGAGACGGGCUACUAAGGAAGGCUAGAUUGGACAAAGACGCCCGAGGGUUAGUUAUUGACAGACUGGAAGUGUACAAUAGUAUAGAAGUUCUAGCGCCUAACAUCGAGUUGGAAGACGAAGCUUCAAUCAGAGGUUCAAGACGGCUAGACGGCGAGAAGGAUGAAUUCGUCAGACUAGGAUUCUCUCCAGGAGAUAAAACAAUAUGUUUAUCACCAGGAAAAAUGGCCCUAGCUUUCUGUAUUUUAGGCCUGAUAUUCCUGUGCGCUAUAGCCGUAGCGUUUGCAUCGUUGAUACGUGCGAGACGACGAGUAACCCGUGAGCCACUACACACCUCCCUCUCAUUCUACACCGGCAGUAAGAGUAUGUUCUCUUCCAGUGAGAGUUCCAGUUCAGGGAUAAGUGGGAGCAAACUGCUACUAACUGAUAGUCCUUAUUUAGACCACCAUUCGUCAUCCAGCAAUAACUGGCCAUAUGCAAGAGCAUUUUAA